AUGUCUCGGAGAUACGAUUCGAGGACUACCAUCUUCUCUCCAGAGGGUCGGCUCUACCAGGUUGAAUAUGCACUUGAGGCUAUUUCUCACGCCGGCACAGCCCUUGGUAUCUUAGCCAAGGAUGGAAUUGUCCUCGCUGCUGAGAGGAAGGUGACCAGUAAGCUGCUGGAGCAGGAUACCUCCGCCGAGAAGCUCUACACAAUCAACGAUAACAUGAUCUGCGCCGUUGCGGGUAUGAACGCCGAUGCCAACAUUCUCAUCAACUAUGCUCGCCAGAACGCCCAACGCUACCUCCUCACGUACAACGAAGACAUUCCAUGUGAACAGCUUGUCCGCCGGUUGUGUGAUCUGAAGCAAGGAUAUACCCAACAUGGAGGUCUCCGCCCGUUCGGUGUCUCCUUCAUCUACGCCGGAUACGACCACCUCCGUCAAUUCCAGUUGUACCAGAGCAACCCCAGUGGAAAUUACGGAGGCUGGAAGGCGACGAGUGUUGGGGCAAACAACGCAAGUGCACAGAGUCUCCUCAAGCAAGAUUACAAGGAGGACUGCGAUCUGAAGGAGGCUUGUGCUAUGGCUGUCAAGGUGCUGAGCAAGACUAUGGAUUCCACAAAGCUGAGCAGUGAGAAGAUCGAGUUCGCAACAGUGGGCAAGACCAAGGAUGGUAAGAUCUACCACCACCUAUGGACUGCAGAUGAGAUUGAUUCCCUUCUCCGGGAACAAGGGCUGGCCAAGGUCGACGAUGAGCCCGAGGCUGGUGACAUAAAAUAG
Messenger RNA from Penicillium crustosum, 768 nucleotides. It is a transcript of the gene pre9, whose product is annotated as proteasome core particle subunit alpha 3. Bases 1 to 768 code for a protein of 255 amino acids. The transcript has 4 exons. Lineage: Eukaryota; Fungi; Ascomycota; Eurotiomycetes; Eurotiales; Aspergillaceae. Gene Ontology annotation, biological process: ubiquitin-dependent protein catabolic process. Gene Ontology annotation, cellular component: proteasome core complex, alpha-subunit complex; nucleus; proteasome core complex. The record is from RefSeq and is a predicted model, not a curated record.